Molecule: messenger RNA, 1457 nt
Organism: Oryza sativa Japonica Group (Japanese rice)
Lineage: Eukaryota; Viridiplantae; Streptophyta; Magnoliopsida; Poales; Poaceae
Product: peroxidase 1-like
Biological process (GO): hydrogen peroxide catabolic process; response to oxidative stress
Cellular component (GO): plant-type cell wall; plasmodesma
Molecular function (GO): peroxidase activity; heme binding
Source: RefSeq, a predicted model, not a curated record
AUUCACACUAGGACAGUAGUGGAUCGGAGUGUCACACUGCACACUCAACUCUCAACUCGAUCGAUCAGUCCGUCCAGCCCGUUUACUUACCUAAUUUAACCAGCCUGCCUAGCUCCUGCGGAUCGAUCAUCAGUGACAGUGUCACACACACACACACACCCAGCCAGCCAGAUUCUUCUUCGUCUAUCUACUAGCUAAGGCAGCUGCUGUCAUGGCCGCCGCGGCAGCAGCAAGAAUCUCCUCGACGGCGUCGCAGCUGCGGCUGUCAUGGCUCAUGGUGAUGCUCAUGCUAGUGGCGUCGAAUAAUAAUGCUGCUGCUGCUCCACCGGCAGCGGCAGCGGGGCAGCUGCGGACGGGGUACUACCGGGAGACGUGCCCGCACGCAGAGGAGAUGGUGUUCCGGGAGACGGCGAGGAUCAUCCGUGCGUCCCCCGACCUCGCCGCCGCGCUGCUCCGCCUCCACUACCACGACUGCUUCGUCCAGGGCUGCGACGCCUCCGUCCUCCUCGACUCCACCCGCGCCAACGCCGCCGAGAGGGACUCCGACCCCAACAAGUCCCUCCGUGGCUUCGACUCCGUCGCCCGCGUCAAGGCCAAGCUCGAGGCCGCCUGCCCUGCCACCGUCUCCUGCGCCGACCUCCUCGCCCUCAUGGCCCGCGACGCCGUCGUCCUCGCCAAGGGCCCCUACUGGCACGUCCCGCUCGGCCGCAGGGACGGCCGCUCCUCCACCGCCGCCAGCUGCGGCGGUCAGCUUCCCCCGCUCUGCGGCAACGUCUCCCGCAUGGUGGACUCCUUCGCCGCCAAGGGCCUCGACGUCAAGGACCUCGUCGUGCUCUCCGCCGCCCACACCCUCGGGAAGGCGCACUGCCCAAACUUCGCCGACCGCCUCUACGGCCCCGGCGCCGACCCGCCGCUCAAGCUCGACGGCGCGUACGCCGACAGGCUGCGGAAGCAGUGCAAGGAGGGCGCCCCGCCGUACGACGGGAACGUGACGGCGGAGAUGGACCCCGGGAGCUUCACGAGGUUCGACAGCAGCUACUUCCGGCAGGUGGUGAGGAGGCGGGCGCUGCUCCGGUCGGACGCCUGCCUCAUGGACCACCCCUUCACCAGCGCCUACAUCCGCCUCGCCGCCACCGGCAGGUACGACGGCCACUUCUUCCAGGAUUUCGCUCACUCCAUGGUGAAGAUGGGCGCCAUCGGCGUGCUCACGGGAGACCAGGGCGAGAUCCGCCUCAAGUGCAACGUCGUCAACUCAACCUAGCUAAUUCAUUCAUUCUCUUCACCCUAGCUAGCUAAUUAUGUAGCUUAAUUGCUAGUGUACGUCGUCAUAGUGUGUGUUUGUGAUGGAUAUGGAUUCACUUUAUUUUUCUACUAUUCAUGGACCGAUAUGAUUUGAUUUGCGUGCUGUAAUAAUUGGUUAGGAUUAAUUCAUUUUAGUUUAUUCUUCCUUCAAUUCA